Messenger RNA from Lineus longissimus, 4473 nucleotides. RefSeq lists its product as uncharacterized. Lineage: Eukaryota; Metazoa; Nemertea; Pilidiophora; Heteronemertea; Lineidae. The record is from RefSeq and is a predicted model, not a curated record. The transcript has 10 exons. Bases 79 to 2511 code for a protein of 810 amino acids.
CUGCAAUCACCACAUGCAUGCGGGCUCUGGUUAAGCAGGCCUGAUUUUAUCCUUAAAUUCAUCAUAUAGAAGAACAUCAUGACAGGGCGUGGCCGCGGCGUGAGGGCCAAAAAGAUUCAGAAGCCAAGGCCCCUUAGGAAUCAAUCUUCAACUGGAGGAAAUAGUCAUGAUGGUGGUGAUUGUGGAGGAGAUCUGAAGGAGAUAAUGAACGAUAUUGAUUCAUUCAUCUGGAACCAGGAGAAGAUGAGCAGGAUUUCAGAGGUUUUAGCAAAAAGGGGGCCAGAAUUUGAGAAGAAUUGUCCAGAUGAUAUGAAUGCUCUCUUCAACACAUUUCGUGAGGCUAUUCGCAGCAGCCAUGUGACACCAAUGAUCCGAUGCCUUCUCCUGGGUGUCUUGGAACAGCGAGACCAGAAGUGGGGCCAGUCCAUCGAUCUGAUGGAAUACUACGAAAAGAAGAAACAUGACCUGGAGAACUUCAACGUCAAGGCUUUACAGGCAAGAAAAAGACCAAUUGAACCCAAAUCAUCUCCUCCUUCGCAGCCCACGCAAACUCUGCAACAGAUCCAGAAUCUCGAUGACCAUGUCCAGAAUCAUGUGCAUGAUCAAGUGACGACGGAGGAUAUUAACUGGGAACCCGCGGUACAGAAUCUCUCCUUGCAGUCUGAUGCCUCGUCGGUCUCCAGCAUCGAAAACAUGGAUGUCCACAACGGUUACAACUCUGAAGUGGGUCAUAUAGGCAGCCAUCGAGCGCGAGGGAGGGGGUCUCGGAGGUCCUCCCGGUCAAGUGAAGGCUCCCUUAGGAAACAAGAUGAUGAGGACAUGCCAGUAGUUGGCCAACCCUCAUCUCGGACAUCAAUGAAGAGUGAAGUCGAUGAUGUGUUCGAUAAUGUAAAUAGUGCGGAAGAAAAGCCACCUGUUGCUGCACCAAGCGCUGAAGAGGGCCAUGGAGACAGUAGGAAGGAAGCUGAGACCACCCUGCAGGUCGCUGGGGAAGUCGUCACCAUCUCAUGUCUCAACCAAGUGUUGGCGAAUGGUGUACACAAGUUGAUCCUGCGAUACAGGAGCGCACUUGAAAAGUUUCUGAUUGAUGGCGUCCUGGACACCAAUGCUGAACAGAGGUUGUACGGAGGUCAGGGUUACUACUUACCAAAAAGGGUGCGCACUUCGUCAUCAAACGGCUAUGAGCCAACAAGAGACAAUGUUUGUAAUAGUCGAUAUAACUACCAGUCGCGAGAUUCUAACUAUCAGUCACGAGAUUCUAACUACCAGUCGCGAGAUUCAAACUACCAGCCACGAGACCAAAACUACCAGUCACGAGAUUUGAAUUACCAGUCAAAAAAUCGUAACUUCCAGUCACGCGAUUCUAACUAUGAGUCACAAGAGCGCAGUACCAAAAGAGACACCCUGGACACGGCUUCUUACAGGGAUUCUGAUGACAUUGCAAGCCCUCAGUACCCGUUUUCCAACACCCCUGUUGUGGCCAAGUUGUCUGAGGCAAUUGAAGGCUACAGGGAUAAGAAGAAAGAAGAUGUGACAUAUGACGCUGGACUUGAUUUGGUAGCGAUAAAGGAGGUGGAGAGAGCAUCGGGCCUGGUCAGAGAUAACAUGGGAUAUUUGCAUUCUCAAGAUGUGAUGCGUCAGCCAAUCAUACCAACAAGCUCCCUAGCAUAUGUGGCCAAAAUCCAAAAUGAACAACCUGGUGGUCCACUUAGUCCCAGGGAACGUAGGGCUAGUUUCUCCAAAACCAGUCGGAAGUAUUGGUGUAAAGUAAAACAAGAAUCUCUAGUCAAAGAUGGUAGUGCCGGUACUAUUAUAACCUAUCCAAAGGACUUUCUUCUAUUCUGUGGUUCUUCAGCAAUCGCAACCAAGCCUCCGUCGUUCUGUGAUUGGGAAUUGGUCAUGGAAAAUAACAAACAAGUCUGUCUUGAAAAGGUGAGCAAUAUGGAAAUAGCCAUGAGAAUCUUCAACUUUAGCACUUGGCAGCCGAAAGAAUUCUCUGGACUCCGCAGUUCAGUUGUUCGAGAUAAUAACGCAUCUAGUCAUCAGAGAGAGUAUCCUCUGUCAGCAGACAGUACAAAAUUCUCCAAACCAAAUUUCGGGGGUUAUUCUCGCAGCAGAAGUGUUGAGGAGUCCACAAGCAGCAUGAGACCUUGGGAUAUUGGCAAAUCUAGCGACCCUCAAGAAUCCAUGCGUGAAUCAAGCCAGCGAAAUCCUGAUUGGCCGCAGCCAAGUAGACGAUAUUCAGGGUCUGAUGUGACUAGACAGAAUUCAUGGUCAGACACAAAUAGGCAGAAUUUGUGGAACGACUCGAGCAGGCAAACUUCGUCUGGUUUUGGUCGACGGGAAUUCCACUUUAACUUCCCUUCCAGUUCCGUUGAGAGAAAGGAGUUCAAUUUCGGGAAGAGCUAUGGAACUUCUACCAACAAGUUUUCAAAUUUCGACUCUGUUUCCGAAGCAACUUCAAAUGAACUUGGUCUUCUUCUGGAGGAAAAUACUCGUCAAGACCACUAACAGGAUGAUAAUGACCUCCAUCUAAACAUUAUGUUAUUGCUCAAUACAAAGGCAUAUUUCACUGCAUCUCUACUAGAGACUGCAGGGAUAAUGUACUCCAAAUUCUCAUGGAUGAGAAUCAUCCAGAUUUAUCCAUUUGACGUCCCGCUUUCAUGCCUGUCAUGCUGAAAUAGCGCACAACCGAAUAUGAGAUUAUAACUCCAUAAAUAUACUACGGUACCGCUUAUAUUUGCCUGCAACACUCUCAAAUAAUUUACUUGUACCAGUUUUGUUGUAAAGUCUUUCAUCAUCAUCAUCAUUCUCAUAAUUUUUUUUAAAUGCCUACCUUUUCUUCGCCUUAUCCCUUUUUGAUAUCUUUCAUUUUGUCAACACAUUAGUCCACUUUAUACUUAUAUGCAACUUUAUAUGCAUCGUUAUAACACCAACAGUUGAUUUUGAUAAUUAACACUGAAUGUAUGAGAACCACAUGACACUGAUGUCUCAACCUAAAGUUGUCUCUUUCAUGCAUUUUAUCUCCAGUUACUGGUGUAAUGGUUGAUUGUGAAUCCCUUGACAAUCCAAUCAUUAAACUUACGUUAAAAAACCAUCCUUAGGAUAGGGUAGAGUACACCAUAGAAAUUAGUAGAGUAGAUAUGAUAUUUUUCAAAAUUCUUUCCUCUAUACGUAUGCGCUGAAUUUUGCCAUUACUACAGAUAUUGUUUUCUGCUGUUUAAACAUGUUGGGACCCGCUGUUAAAGAAAGGGUAAGUUUAUGUCUAUAUUGGCAGUUAUUUUCAUUCAAGAUGCAGGAUAUUAAUCAGUUGUCACAGCAACAACCGGUGCUUGUCACAGACACCUUCAAUGAACCCUGCAGAUGAGGGAUUUUUGUCACACGGAAUCAUUAUUGCAGGUCACUGUGAUAUGGAAAUUGCCUGUUUACGGCUGAUGCAUUGCUAUGUUAAAGAUGGCAGCCAAUACCGACAGUCUCUGGCCAUAUUGACGAACUUCAGGUGCCAACAUGCUGUACAAAAAUUCUAUUGUGGUUAUAAUGUGUUGUUAUAAUUAUAUUGUAUAGUUGAUCUAUGUCAUGCGAAUCUCUUCACAUGUAAUUUUUAUUUGUCAGCAUUUGAUGAGAACCAGUCAUAUGUCAAAAUUAUAUUUCUUAUCAGCGCACAUUUUUAUAGUUGCACACUUCCUGUCUAGAGGGAAGUACGGUGCCCUAUUGGAAAUAUGCCAAAAUUUAUAUGUAACCAUUCCAUUAUGGACUCGGAGACCAUUAUCCUUUCUACACAGGGAGUCUAGUGCAAUACGCUUGUAAUGGCUUGAAGAGACCACUUACAUAACCAUUCUAUUUUCUGUUGUGUCUGAAAGCUACGGGGUAGCAAAGUUAGUUUUGUUUCCUGUAGAGCCCACAUACAAAGUAUGUGAGGAAUUUAUUGCUUUUUUCACUGUCUGCCAUAUUCUGAAGAUCUGACACUCAUUAACCAAAUUUAGGUCAAAAUGACCUACUUUUUAAGUGGAUGUAGGUCAGUGUUACCUAUCCCAAUGUUGGUCAUACUUUGUGAUGUUGUCACUGUAAAAUAACCAAAUGUAUGUCAUGGAGUCAUCUUAACCAACAUCUACCAAAGCUCACUGGCCCCUGGCUGUUACAUCUAUAACAUGAUAUCCAUUGAAAAUGUAGAACAAAUACAUAAGAAAUUUCUUCAAUUCAAAAGUCAUGAUUUAGUUGAGAAAUGAUAACCUGUAAACUGCUUGCUUUCUCUCUUAAAGUGCAACCUUUGGUGCCUGUCUGGGGCCGACGACACCUUCCAUUCCAGUCCACAGCUUGGGGAUACCGUAGUAGACAGAAGUUAGGACCUACACUACAGUGUGGUACACAUCAAUUCAUGUGUCACACAUGUGUGUCCUCGUAUUUGACCCUUCAGCCUGAAUUGGUGCAAUAGUGUUGUACAAUAUAUCAUCCAUUGUGUUCAUUGUCUCUAAU